AUGCCCACUCAGCUGGAGGUGGCCAUGAACAUCAUGAUUACGACCUUCCACCAGUACUCUUUCAAGAAAGGGGACAGAUUCAAGCUCAGCAAGGGGGAACUGAAAAUGCUCCUGCAGCGAGAGCUCACACAGUUCCUCUCGUGCCAAAAGGACCCCCAGUUGGUUGAUAAGAUAAUGUAGGACCUGGAUGCCAAUAAGGACAAUGAAGUGGAUUUUAAUGAAUUCGUGGUCAUGGUGGUAGCUCUGACAGUGGCUUGUAAUGAUUACUUCGUAGGACAAUUGAAGAAGAAAGGAAAAUAA
Molecule: messenger RNA, 300 nt
Organism: Enhydra lutris kenyoni (northern sea otter)
Lineage: Eukaryota; Metazoa; Chordata; Mammalia; Carnivora; Mustelidae
Product: S100 calcium binding protein Z
Exons: 2
Cellular component (GO): cytoplasm
Molecular function (GO): calcium ion binding
Source: RefSeq, a predicted model, not a curated record